Dermatophagoides farinae (American house dust mite) is the source of this 4110-nucleotide messenger RNA. Its product is annotated as tyrosine-protein phosphatase non-receptor type 23. NCBI's taxonomy places the organism in Eukaryota, Metazoa, Arthropoda, Arachnida, Sarcoptiformes, Pyroglyphidae. Gene Ontology annotation, cellular component: endosome. Gene Ontology annotation, molecular function: protein binding. Gene Ontology annotation, biological process: protein transport to vacuole involved in ubiquitin-dependent protein catabolic process via the multivesicular body sorting pathway; endocytic recycling; early endosome to late endosome transport. The record is from RefSeq and is a predicted model, not a curated record.
UCUUUUUUUCUCUGUUUGUUAUUAUCAUACGCGUCAAUAAUUGAAUGAUUCAUUUCAUUUUGUUUUUGUGUGGAUUAUUGAGUUUGCAAAAACCUCAACUUCGAACUUGACACAAACACAAACAAUUCAAUUAUAAUCAAUCAAUCAAACAAACACAUUCGAAUUACUUUCUGUGCACUUUUAACUUCAAAAUAUCAUUAAUAAAUAAAUAAAAAAAAAAAUAUGGAAGCCGUACCACGAUUACCAAUGUUAUCAUUUGAAAUGAAAAUCAGUCCCGUUUGUCCGGAUUUUGCUAUGCCAUUUAAAAGGUUUAUCAGUAAAUAUUAUGGUGAAGAUGGUGAUAUUUAUGAUCGUGAAAUAUUGGAAUUGGAAAAUUUACGUAAUAAUGCAUGUCGUGCAUCACGUGAUGUAACUGGAUGUUCAAUAUUGAAACGUUAUUAUUGUCAAAUAUCAAGCCUAUUUAAUCGUUUCAGUACAUUUGAUGGCGAUGAAAAUAGUAGUAGUUGUAAUUCAAUUGGCAUACAAUGUGUUUGGGCGGAUAUUUAUUCUGGACAAACCACUAUUGGUGAUUUGGAUUUUGAAUUAGCAUGUAUACUAUAUAAUAUUGGUGCAUUACAUGCUGAACUUGGUGCCGCAACCGAUAGUCGUCAAACACAAGAUGAAAUGAAAAUUGCCUGUACACAUUUUCAAUGUGCCGCAUGGGCAUUUCAACAUUUAAUUGAUGAUAGAAAAUUAUUUCGUACAUCUGAUCUUUGUAAUGAUAUUUUACAAUUUUUCAUCCAAAUAAUGUUGGCACAAGCUCAAGAAUGUAUAUUGGAAAAAUCAAUGCUGGAUAAUCGUAAAGCAUCUACGGUGGCUAAAAUCACCGUCCAAGUGGUCGAUUAUUAUCGUUGUGCAAUGUCAAUGUUACAACAAGGUGCAAUGAAUACAAGUGCAACACAAUCAUCGAUCAUUGAAAUUGUUGGUGGAAAAUUAUUUAAACGAUGGAAAAAAUUUGUUGAAUUUAAAUUAUCAUAUUAUGAUUCCAUUUGUUCAUUGUAUAUGGCCAACGCAUUAGAAGAUCAACAACAAAUGGGUGAACGUAUUGCAUGGUAUGAAUCGGCAUCGGAAAAAAUUCAAUUAGCCACUUUGCUUGCAAAACAAUUGGAUGAUCACCCUGGUGGUGUAUCCAUAAUUAAUGAAGCCAUUGCAUUUGUCAAUGAUGUUAUUAUGGUUAAAUUACAAAAUUCAAAAAAAGAAAAUGAUUUCAUUUAUCAUGCAAAAGUGCCACCAAUUGCUGCAUUACCACAAGUGAAAGGUGUUUCACUUGUCAAAGGAAUUCCAUUCAACGUAUGUGAUCCAGAAGUUUCUGGUCCUGAUAUUUUUGCACGAUUAGUGCCAAUUCAAGCACAUGAAUUGGCAUCCAUUUAUUCGGCGAAAAAAGAUGAAUUAUUACGAAAUAUUCGUAUGAAAAUUGAAGAAAAAAAUCAAGAACUUGUAUCAUUCAUGUCAUCAUUGUUGUUGGACAAAGAACAAUUACGUACACCGAAAGAAGAUGCAAUACCAGAUGAAUUGAUAAAUAUUUGUGCUGAACUUAGCCUGAAUCCAGAAUCGGUGGAAGAAGUGGCAAAAAUAUUGACACAAUUAGAUCAAGUUAGUAAUGAUACUGGAAAAUAUAUUGAAGAAUCUAAUGAAUUAUUGAACGAAGAAAAUGAAAAAGAACAAAAAUAUCAAGAAAAAUUUGGUAAACGUCCAUCGUCGAUGAUUAUAAUGGAAUUAUCAAAAGAAUUAACAAAACAUGAAGAAACACAUAGAAAAGCAAUAGAAUCAAAUAAAUCAUUAUGGGAUAAUUUUGAUCAACAUAAAGAUGAUAUAUUAAUAAUGAUGUCAUCAUCAGCAAUGAAAAUUGCAUCAAUUUUGCCAUCAAAUAAGAAUGUAAAUUAUGAUGAAACAAUUGUUGAUGAAAUGGAACGUUUAUUUGAUAAAAUUGAUGAAAUGAAAAAACAACGUACAAUGUUUGAAGAACAAUUAACUAAACAAGUAAAUGAUGAUAAUAUAAUGAAAUUGGUGUUGGCACAUCCACAAAAUGAGAUGGAAAAAAUUUUCAACAUUGAAAUCCAGAAAUAUGAUAAAAUUAUUGGUUUAUUGGAACAAAAUUUAUCUGCACAGCAGAAUAUAUUGCAAGCAAUGACAAAUUGUAAUGCAAAUUAUGCCGAUACACGUAAAGAAUUGUUGGAAAUUCAAAGAAAUCGUAAAACACGUAUCGCAUCAUUGUUAUAUACAUAUCAAGUGUUUCGUGAGCUGCAAGUAAAUUCCAAUAAAGGUCUGGAAUUUUAUCGUAAAUUUCAAUCUAUUGUAAUACGAUUGAAUGCCAGAAUACGUGGUGUAAUCAAAGUACAGGAUGAAGAACGACAACAACAAUUGUUACAGCGACAGGCGGCUCAACAACCGGCAACAGGUUUACAUAUGAUGACGCCAUCAUUACCACAACCGUCAUCUGCAUAUAAUUCAUCAAAUAAUAAUAUUGGUGCAAAUAGAUUACCAUCCACUGGAAUGGAUUCAAUGAUAUCGGCUGGCAUACCGAUAACUGGUGCAAAAUUAAAAGAUUAUCUUCCAUUUAUGAAAGCAUCGAAUCGUACGAAUUUAAUGCAACAACCACCACCACCAACUGUAUCAUCUACGGUUAUUGGUGGUAAUUCGUCAAUUGUUCCGCCUUCACCAUCACCAUCACCAUUAUCGAGAAUCACAUUUGCACCAUCAGCUCCACCACCAUCAUCAUUAACGCCUACACCACCAACACCAAUACAAUCUGGAACCAAUUUAGUUGCACCAAAUAUGAUAAUGCCUCCUUCUUCCGUUGUUCCUCCUCGUACAGCUACUGGUCAAACAUUUGGUGGUUCAAUAAUUGGUCAACAACAGCAGCAGCAGCAACAACCAAUUGCAUCACAAUACAAUGGCCAUUUAAAUAAUAAUCUUCAAAUAACACCUGGAAAUAACAUGGCUUCAAUUUCUCAAUAUUCAUCAUUACCACAACCACAACAUCAACAACAACAACAACAACUACCACCACCAUCAUAUUCACAAGGUUUUUCUACACAAAUACAUCCAUAUUGUAGUGGUGGUGGUGGUGGUGGAUCAUUACCGGUAAAUUCAUCAAUACCAUCAAAUAUUCAACAGCAGCAGCCACAAUAUCCAAAUGUUAGUGGCUGUGGCAAUAUUGCUGGUGGAUUGGUAAACACUACAUUCAAUCAAAAUCAACCAAUAUCAUCGAUAUUACCGAUUAAUAAUCUUCAUAAAUAUCCGCAACCACCAUCAUCAACAGCGACUUUAUCGAAUCCAUCAAUGAUUCCAUCAUCGUCAGCAACAUAUAAUAAUUAUCAUCAUCAAUAUAAUAAUAAUUCGAAUUCUACUUCAAUUCCAAAUUCUAUUGCUACUUCUGUUCCAAUAGCCGGUUAUAAUAAUACUGGCUAUCCACAAUCAUCAAUAUCGGCUAAUACUACUGCUAAUACUGGUCAAUUAAAUUCAAAUGAAACAAAUUAUGUCAAUUAUCCGAUUAAACCGAUUGCUGGAACAAAUACUGGACAAAUAACUGGACACUAUCCAUCACAACAACAACAACAACAGCUACCAUAUCCAGCAGUACCAUCACCAAUGAUGCCUUCGUAUCCGGGUGCACCGUCGAAUACACUGACAAAUGUUCCACAACAUCAACAGCAGCAGCCAAAUUAUCCUGGCUAUCCACUUGGUGGUUAUCAUGGUAUGCCACAACCUCAACCUCAACCACAACAACAACAACAACAACCACAACCACAACAGCCUGUUAUUACUACAGAUCCAGCAACAAAUAUUACUGCAAUAUUGGAACAAGAAUCAAAACGUGGUUGGCAAGUAUUGACACCAAUACCAGCAGCAGCACCUGUGAUAAAAAACAAUAAUGAUAAUAAUGAUGGAUCAAAAAAUAAUGAUAAAUCAUCUUCUUGUUCAUCAUCAACAACAUCAUCAUCGGAUCGUUUACCUGAUAUUUUAUCAACAAUGUCAUUGAAUGGUAAUGGUGGUAAUAGUGAUCAACAACAACCAUCAUCAACAAUGAUUAAAUCGGAAAUUUCAAUUUUACCAACAACACCACCAUGA